GGGAGACCAAUCAUAGCUUGCUGCUUGGACUUGGCCUUGGCCUCAGCACUUCAUCUUGUGUCGGUAGUAUCACGCAGCGACAACACGGAUAUAGCAGUUCGAUUAGAUCAUAGGGAGACGAUAGUUGGGGCCUUCCCCGGGACUCCGCGGAGAUACUUCAAGUGCAGCGGCGAGAAGCGCUUGAGGUUCUCGUCAGGUUGCAGUUUCAAUCAGGAUUGAGUUAGUUGUUGAGGAGGAGGGGAGGAAAAAGGGAGCAGGUGAGGAUCAUGAAGAGAGAACUUGAGAAACACCUCCUUCGGCUGAACCGAGUUCAAGCGGCGAACGACCACAGAGUCGGGCAUGGUCCACUCGGCGAUCAGAUUCCGGGGAAGCAAAAGACGCCGCCGACAUCUUUGGCACCAGUUGUUUGGGAUGACGUGGAUCUGCUGAGGGCGAAUCUCGUGGAGAAGGAGGAAAUGAUAAAGUGGUACGAGCAGCAGCUCAAGUCGAAAGUGUUAUCGGAAGCGGAGCUGAGGAGCGAAGCGAAGGUAGCGCAGGAGGAAGCGAGAGAAAUGAGAAAGACGGUGGAGGAACUAGAGGAGGACCUCGAACGAACUUUCACAGCACUGACUACGGCGGAGGAGAAACACCAAGGGGUUCUUGGAGCACUAGUAGACAUGGAGAAUUGUGUGCAGGACCUGACAAAGCAGCAGCAAGCAGCCGAGCGGACGAUGCAGGCGGUGACGGAGGAGGUAGCGCAGAUCGAAAGGGUCGCCAUAUCUAGACUGGAGGGGGAGCUUCGUACGAAGGAGCGGCAGCUGCAAGAAGCGAAGGAGAUUGAGAAACGAUAUCGCAAGGACAUGGCAAGGCUUGUGAAAGAUGCGGAGCGCAAAGAUAGGGAAAUAGACACCUUACGGAGGCAAUGCCAUGCGAACUUGGCUGCGGAUUUGGAGUCGACGUCAGACUCCGCAGAUUCGCACUUCUGCCGCCAUCGUCAUCCUCCGAGUCGUGGGUGGUUGAUGAAGACCGAAUGCACGGAGUGCGACCAGCUCAGGGUCGAACUGGCUUCGAGGGAGACAGAGGUACAGAGGCUGACGAGCAAACUGCAGCAACUAGGCUCUGUAUCGCGGCGGCUAAGACAGUCAGAGGCGGAGAAGGCAGAGCGGCAGAGUGUGGUGCAGGAAAUGCGAGAAGAGGUAGAGUCGACAACGAAGAUUUUGAGGGAGGUAAGGGAGAGCGAGAAGAACCUGCGCCUUCAGCUAGAGGCAAUAGAGUGGGCGAUGGAGGCCCGAGAAAAGGACGCGGAGGAGUUGCUGGCGGAAAACGUGGAGAUGAAGAAGGACAUGGGGAGAAUGGCGGAAGAGAUCGACAACUCCAGGUUCGAGGUGAGGGAGCUGGAGCAGAGGCUGUCGAGAAUGCAGGCAGAAAGUCGGCAAAAGGAGGACUCCGAGAGAGAAGAGGAGCAGCGAGAGGAGAAGAGGGAGAGUACCAAGGACGCGAUGCAGAGGACGAGACUCAGUCUGGCCUUACGAGCCGAGGCUUCGAAGCACGAAGAGGCUAUGGCGAAGCUGACCGCCGCACUCUCCCAGCUGGCGGCUGCGGAGGAGGAGACAAGCCGACUGAGGAACUUGGUAAGGAACAUGGAGAAGGAGAGACAAGUGCUGCAGGCGCGAGUCGACGAGAAGGAGAGCUUGCUGGCGAAGAUGCAGGGAGAAGCGACCAUGCGCACGCAGUCGGAACGCGGGCUGCAGGAUAUGCUGCAAAGAUGUAACAGACGGUCAGUCCAGCUAGAAGAGCAACUGAGGAGGGAGAGGGAUGCCAACGAGACUCUGAGGCGGGAGAAGAGAGUGGGGGAGAGCUGUCGCCGCAGGAUGGAAGACGAGAUUGAACGGCAAAGGAAGACGUUGCUCCUGGCAGAAAGAGUGGUGGUGGAGAGGAACAGAGACAUCGAGGAAAUGGGUAAGGAGAUGGUGAAGAUGUCGCAGAAACUGCACAGAAGAAACGGAAGAAUACAGACGUUGCAGUUGCACGCAGAGAGACUGGAAAGCAUGGUCACCCAGCAAUCAGGAGGACGCAGAGCCUCCUCUUUCGCACAGUCACCACCUAAUGCCUAUGAUCAAAGCUACGCAUUCACCGAAGGGACGGAUAUGGUGGGGGGGGGGGAGAAAACGACAAGCACGGGACCCUCCGACCAUCGAGUCCAACUGCAACUAUCGGGGAGAGUAAGAGGCACUGCCGCCAGCCAAGAAGAUAGUGGGCAUGAGCAACACGAGGAGGAGGAGGAGGAGGAGGAGGAGGAGGAGGAGCAAGACAAAGUCUCAUCCGCUCCUGACGGUGAUGAGGGCAAGAGAUCUUACGUGGAGCAGUUCGACGUUGAGAUUGAUGUGGACAACGACGGAUCUAGUGGCAGCAAAGCGUCGCGACAAGAAGGGCCUCUACUUACACGAGAGCCCACCAUGGUCCUCAAGGGCGAUGGUGGAAGCGGAUAUCGCCACUGGAUGGAAGAGGUCGGCUGGCUGUCGUAUCUGGAAGAGGCGGAGCAGAGUGACCUUGGUAAAAUGAACUGUGACGUGCGGAAAGGUCUUCUGACCACACAUCAUCUUCGUUGCCGUGAUCGCCAUCCUGAUCGUCACGAUCUUCGAGGUGGCAACGGUCAAGAUUCAGACGUGUUUUGUCUCGUGGAUGCGGCCCAUGGCAAGCGAACGUGUUCUGUGACUUCAUGGGAGGUCGAUCCACGACUGCCGUAUGUGGAAGAGCAAAGCGGUGGCGAUGACGAUGAAGAUGAAGACUCCGCCGACUCGAACUCGAAUCACUCGAGCGGUGAUGAAGACGGAGCUUCGUGGACCCUGCAUGCGGGAGAGUCCUGGACGGUAAAUGAUCGAUCAUUCCCACCAUCGUCUCCGCACACCCCUCAGGCUUCCUCGCAAAAGGUGGAUACGGUACGCAGAGGUUUCUUUACAUUGCUGUAAUCAAGUGCACAUCAAUCUCAUCAGUGUGUCUGAAUAAGGGACGCUGGACCCGGUUCCCAGCAGGUGAA
Molecule: messenger RNA, 3016 nt
Organism: Chara braunii
Lineage: Eukaryota; Viridiplantae; Streptophyta; Charophyceae; Charales; Characeae
Source: the annotation of a GenBank genome assembly